Messenger RNA from Lineus longissimus, 1354 nucleotides. RefSeq names its product GEL complex subunit OPTI-like. Gene Ontology annotation, biological process: mitochondrial respirasome assembly. The coding region runs from base 82 to 462 and encodes 126 amino acids. The transcript is spliced from 4 exons. The record is from RefSeq and is a predicted model, not a curated record. NCBI's taxonomy places the organism in Eukaryota, Metazoa, Nemertea, Pilidiophora, Heteronemertea, Lineidae.
AAUUACAAAAACUACUUCCGUUUUGUUACCGGCGAAGACACGUCGACUUUUCUCUGUUUAUUUUACGAAUUUUGCGAAGAUAUGACGACUAGACAAAGGAAAGGAGAAAAAGAUAUUGUCAAAGAACCGACAAAACUUGAUAUAUUUCACAAAGCUCUCAAACCUGAGUCAAAAUGGACAGAUAAAGAUGAGUUUUUGGAUGUAAUCUACUGGUUCAGACAGAUCAUUGGUUUUGUCAUUGGUGUAGCAUGGGGUAUUUUUCCAUUCAAAGGAAUAAUUGCUAUCAUUGUAUUUUUCGCAAUAAAUGCUGGUGUAGUCCACAUCUAUUUUAGUUCAUUCCAAAAAGCUGAUGAAGAGGAAUACGGGGGCAUGGUGGAGAUAUUAAAAGAAGGAUUAAUGACAUCAUUUGCAUCGUUUUUGGUUUCAUGGAUUAUUUGUUAUUCAGCCUUACAUGGAGUAUGAUCUUAAAUCCUGUGGCCUGGAUAGAAAAAAACUUCAUUCAUUUGUCACCAAGCACAAGCAAUCAAAAGAUGCAGCAUCACGUAAUGUCGAAACUUACUGAAAAUAGAGAAAACGGAGAAUAACAAUGAUUUGGACUAAGGUUGCAGUGGUGCUUGAAGGACACUAAUACUUUCCGGGCAGGAGAAGGGGUCCACAAGAAUCAUGAAAAAAAGGAUUGCUGAAUUACCAGUACAAAAUUGGUAAACUUAGCAUUUUUGACUGCCCCUGUAAAAAGUUUACAAGUUCUAUGUGCAAUUACAAAAGGGAGAUGCACUGCAAAAGGGUGUUUGGUUUCAUCUUCAUGUCUCUUAUUGUAAAGACAGGCCGCUGAUAGAGGAUUUCAUUAAAGGGAACUGACAUCACCCAGCCAGUUUGUAUGACCUCGUUUUCAUUUCCCGCGUAUCGGGUGAUCAGAACGAGGCAUGAAUGAAACAUGGCGCCUAGCUGUCAAUCAUUGAGUGACGUCACUACUAUGGAAUUUACUACAAAAACUCAUGAAUGAAAGAUCGCAUGACUCACGGCUGUUUUCUCGGAGUACAAGUCGGCCAAAUGUUGGGCAACUCCAUCAUUUGUCUUCAAAUUCAACUCCUUCCUUAUCACUUUCCAUAUCGCGAGCGUCUCACGCGAAAUCCAUAGCCGUUGAUCGGCUUUUGAGACCUUUUUUGGUCGCCCCAUUACGCAAACUUUCAAUAUGAUUCUCAAUAAUAACAAAUUGAACUGCACAUGCUCGGGCACUGGGGGCGGAGCUACAAAUCUGAACUCGAACAGGAAGUUGGAAGUUUGACUUUCUCGGGCGGUGAAAGUCGAAAAGUUGGCUAAACCGCUGGGCGGUGUCAGUUCCCUUUAAUUGGUU